Molecule: messenger RNA, 1302 nt
Organism: Westerdykella ornata
Lineage: Eukaryota; Fungi; Ascomycota; Dothideomycetes; Pleosporales; Sporormiaceae
Exons: 4
Coding region: 326-1114 (262 amino acids)
Source: RefSeq, a predicted model, not a curated record
CCGCGUUAUACCUGGCAUGCCGGCGGCUCCAUUCAGAUUGAUUAAGGGCAGAGUCACGCCGUCUCCUUCUGCCAGUCACGUAUCUGGUCUGGAAUUUGGGCCCUUCGAAUAGGCAAUCUGCAAAUGUAGGGUGGUAUCCACAUCUGAUAGGGGUCGCUUCUCCCGGCCCCAGCGAUCCGGGUUGAAAAUGGCGAUGGCUUGAGAGAAUCCGGGGAUGGGGCAGAUUGCGGUGGUUUUUAUAUAGAGCAAGGGACGCUUCUCUCGAGAGCCUGUCUGCGUCUGCUUUUGGUCUCAGGUUCAUCUCGGUUUUCACCUUCAUAUCGCAAUGUUCGGAUCUGUUGCGCUUCUCAGCGCUCUUGUUAGCGCAGUGUCUGCAGGCACAAUCCUGUGGGAUGGCCGCUUCAACGAUAUGACAUCGAGCGCUGACCUCAACAAAUGGUCAUGGGCGAACCAGGUCGGAAACUACCAGUACUACAUCCACGGAUCCGGCGCCGUCACCAAAUACGUCAACCUGUCCCCCAGCUACAAGAACCCGGCGGACGAGGGCUCCAAGCAGGGGGCAAAGAUCACCAUCGACAACACGGCCAAGUGGAACUCGGACAUGUGGAGGACCGAGCUCAUUCCCCAGACCAAGGCCGCCAUCAACAAGGGGACUGUGUACUACCACUUCUCGAUCAAGCGCUCGACGACCAACGUCCCGAGCGCGACCAACGAGCACCAAAUCUGCUUCUUCGAGAGCCACUUCACGGAGCUCAAGUACGGCUGGGUCAAUGGCGAGCAGGGCACCAGCAACACCAACCUGCAGUGGAUGGUCGGCGGGCAAAGCAAGUGGAAGGUCCAGCUCGAGGCGGAUGUCUGGCACAAUGUUGCUUAUGAGAUUAACUUCUCCUCCAACCAGGUCACCUUCUGGCACUCCACUGGAGCCGACCCGCUUACCAAAACUGCCGGUCCUUUCUCGACUAGCACGUCGUCCAACGGUGCGGAUUGGCAUCUUGGUGUUCUGCGUCUCCCUCGCCAGGGCAAUGACGGCACUGGCGCUGAGGACUGGUACUUCAGCGGCGUCUAUAUUGAGAGCGGUUCCUUGACGACGUCGGUGAAUAGCCCUGCUGCUUAAGGGGCUGGGAUAUGUCGGUACAUGGAUGUGUGUCACACGCACAGUAUGGUACUCGAAAUAGAUGCCGCCACAACUUUUGCCAUCGCCCGUGUCUUGCUUAAUGCAUGCAUAAAACUGUUGCAUGAUAUUUAGAUUCAGUGAGACGUAAGACACGCACUUGCAUGACUAUACAAAGAAUCUGUAUCGGC